Pleuronectes platessa (European plaice) is the source of this 2108-nucleotide messenger RNA. RefSeq names its product 3-hydroxyacyl-CoA dehydratase 4 (gene hacd4). Gene Ontology annotation, molecular function: 3-hydroxyacyl-CoA dehydratase activity. NCBI's taxonomy places the organism in Eukaryota, Metazoa, Chordata, Actinopteri, Pleuronectiformes, Pleuronectidae. Gene Ontology annotation, cellular component: endoplasmic reticulum membrane. The coding region runs from base 485 to 1030 and encodes 181 amino acids. The record is from RefSeq and is a predicted model, not a curated record. Gene Ontology annotation, biological process: sphingolipid biosynthetic process; fatty acid elongation; very long-chain fatty acid biosynthetic process. The transcript has 7 exons.
GUGUUUGGGCAAGUGUGUGUGUCUUCCUCCUCUCUGCUGCCUCUCUCUCCUCCCUCUGACCUAUGUACUCUUGGGGGACACACAGCUCAUAGUUUUCUCAGAGGGGGCUGUUACAUUCUCACAUGGAAUGUUCACUUCCUAGUUGCCGUAAAGUAAAAACUGUUACAAUCGGCCUGAGGAAACGCUGCCAAGCUGAGAUAUUGCAGCAUUUCUUCUGCCUCCAGUUGUGAAGGAGAAUGAAGAAAGAGGCAGGUCUGGGUUUGCUGAGGGGAAACUGCUGCACGGAGCCAAAAACUUCACCGGGAAAAAUGAAUCUCCUCAAACUCAGACAGAAAUGAGCUGCUCCUGCUUACCUUUAAAGAAGGGAUCUUAAAGGGAGAAUGUACGUGAGCUGAGCUUAAGGCUUGUCUACAUUUUCUCAUAUAACCUGUUCCAGUUCUGCGGACACACAUGGAUACUGGCAAAUACCAUUGCCAGGUACCUCAUGUUUGGCAAAGAUGCCUCUGCAGACACCUUCUACUCUGUUGGCUUCGUGAUGAGUCUGUGCCAGCUGCUCUCCAACCUCGAGCUUUUCCACAUCGCCGAUGGGAUUGAGAAAGCCAGACUCCUUCCUCGUUUUAUCUACGUGAUGGAGAAGAACCUUCUGCUGAUCCUGGUGGUCAUGCUGGAGGAGGUCCAGAGUAAACCGGUCGUGUGUUUCCAGGUCGUGUUGUGGAACAGCUUGGACCUCUUGCGAUACCCACACGAGCUGCUGCGAGUCAUGGACAAACGCCCAGUUGCCAUGCUGUGGACCCGCUACACCCUCUGGAUCCCCCUGUACAUCCUGUCAGUCGCCACAGAAGGUGUCACCAUAUACCAGGCACUGCCGUACAUCGAGUCAACGGCACUAAACUCGUACAUUCACCAGCCCUUCAUCCUGCUGCUGUACCUGCUUGUUCUCACUCUUGGAGCCUACAUAUCAGUCUGGCAGCUGCUGAAGGAGAGACAACACCUACUGGACAAAUGGAACAAUAAGAAGAAAAGGAGAUGACGCAUCGAAGAACAUUGAAGAACUGAAAAGGCUAAAGGACAAUUUCAGACUCCCAGAGACUUCUGAAGUUCAGAGGAUAACAAGGACUCGAAAAAUCAAAGUCUGUUACUUUUUUUUUUAGUUUGAUUUGUUGGAAAUUGUUCAAAGAUGUAGAAACCACCGAAUAAAAUACGUUCAGUUACCAUUUUAAUAGAAAUGUUUGACAGAGCACAUUCCUCUCGACAUUGUUCUCACAUGAGACUGAAGCCGAGCUCCAGUGGCAGCACAGUUUCUAUCCGAGCUCAAAGUGUGGCGCUGCACUGAGCCUCAAAACGUUCAAGGCCGUUGCUGUAUCCAUUUCCAACAAGCUCAGGUAGGAGAGAUGCAGCCUCGGCGUUAGAGCUCCUGUACGAUAUUGUGGCUCCUCCGGGCUACCAGCCGUACGCUCGGGUCCACACAGUUUUCUUCUCGAACUCAGCGGAGGACUUCAGGGCCAACAGGGCAGCUGAAACCACAACACAAGGACCGCCUGAUAAACCACUCUUAUAAUCAAACAAUUACUUUUACUGUCCCUGCUGAGCAAUGUGUUUCUAACUCUUUUUGAAUAUAUGAUGUAACUUUAACAGGAAGGUGCAGCAUGUGAUUCACUUUCUCUCUAGAUUUUGUACCAUAACAAAGCUAAAUGUCAGUGUUUCCUCCCCUGUGAAGUUUCACCAUUGAGUUUACAUUUCUCAUCCCAAUUAACCACUGUUUAUCCUGAAGGCUUAACCAACGUGGUGACUGCAUUUGUUUGAUGUCAAUCGGUUAUUGUUAGUUUGAGUCGUCAUUAACAUGUUUAUCUUCAAUUAAAACUUGCUUUUAUUCAUGAAUUUGAAGCUUUCUCAGGUUGCAGCCUUCGCCGUCGCUCAUGUGUACUUUGAAUCGUAAGAUACAAUGUGAGAUUUCGGCAGAUGCUGAAUAAGACUUUCCAACAGUAGUUAGUCUAUUUUCCACAUUUUUAAUUUUAAUUUGAUUUGUUUUUAUACUUAAUAUUGGGUUUCUGUUGUUGAAACAGUUCGUCAAUGAAUUUUUUUCAUAAAGUUCUCAUUGACAAAAUGAA